This is a messenger RNA of Mycena citricolor, 1428 nucleotides long. The record is from the annotation of a GenBank genome assembly. Lineage: Eukaryota; Fungi; Basidiomycota; Agaricomycetes; Agaricales; Mycenaceae.
AUGCCGGACCGGGUGGAGGUGCGCAAUAUCGCCCGGCGGGAGCCUAUCGAGCGCUUUCCCAGCGAGCUCCUGGGUGAGAUAUUCGCAUGGGCACGAGACGGGUACCUUCCCACUGCGCAAUCCCAGCAGCGCUACUACUCCCAGGAGUACUCGAUCUUGGACCCGCUGUCCCCGCCGCUCAUCUUCACGCGCGUCUGCUCUCGCUGGUACACUGUCGCGAAGCACACCCCCUCGCUGUGGAACCACGUCCACCUACCUGCGACGAGCAGAAUCUCUGCUGCGGCACUCGAUGGGCUCCUGCGGCGGUCGGGGGCACUGUCUCUUCAUGUCACCCUUGCUAACGAGGGGCGGCCGUUCUGGAAGGGCAUCCACCGGCCCACCGCGCUGCUGCGACACCUCCUCCGGAACGAAUCGGCGCAACAGCGCCUGGCAACGCUCGAUCUGCGGGGAUACCUCGAAUGGCUUAUCCAACCCGAUGCGGAUUAUCCGGCCGUCAUUCAUCGACGCAAUUUCCCGAAAUUGAAGAUCAUGGAGGUCUACUCCACGGAUAUGACAUCCCCGGAGGUGUUUGCGACUGUGCUUGCUACAUUCCAGACGGCCGCGGCCUUGCACUGCGUCUCACUCAUUUCUCCAGUUGGGAGGGCGGAGCGGGGGAUGCUUCCAUGGCACACUCUGACCGAAAUUUCCAUCGAUACAGAUCUGUCGUUUGAGGCGGCGAGAGAUAUCGUCAUGGACGCUCCGCGAUUGAACACGUGCACGUUCACCCGUCUCAUGGUGGGCGAUCGCAGCACCGUAACGGAUAUUAGCACCGGAGCUCUGCUUGUGCACGACCAGAUGAAGGAUCUAGCAUUCGGGUUCCGCUCGGGAAAUCCAGCCGCUUUCUUUGACGCGUUUGCGUUUCCAGCCCUCACGCGCUUGGAAAUUGGUAUGAACAGCACCGCGCGACAAAGUGCAUCUCUAGAGCCAGAUUGGGAUGCAAUUCUGCUGGGUCUGCAGAGGCGCUCAUCGUUCGCCCUAUCGGCUUUAUCCUUAUAUGACUUCCCAUGCCCAGCCACCACCCUCAUGGAGUACCUGACGACCUCAUCGGGAACACUCCAGGAGCUGAUUCUUGAAGAUUGCGGUGCUCACGAUCCCGAUCUCCUUCGAUUCCUCACGCUCGACAGUUCCGCAGACUUAAAUGGGCCAUCCACGAGGUUUCCCGCACUGAGGGAAAUGGCACUCCUGUUCUACAGUACCGUCGUCUCACCUGAACCCUUAGUGCGCUUCAUCGAAUCGGCUGGUGCGCACGGGGGGAGACCAGGGGCUGGUUUUCCCAGCCUCAGGUAUCUUUUGAUUCAUUCGAAUGAAAUUCAGUCAUCGAGAGAGACAGCGAGGAUCAACCUGGCGUGUGCCAGAAGUGAGGCAGAAAUUGACUACGAGGUUCUAUGA